GUCGUGUUUGCUCCUGGCUCAGCGCUUCCUCCGCUCCAUUGCUUCUCUGCGCUUCUGUUCUCGUCUCGUCUCGCCUCGCCUCUCCUCCCUUUCCUCCCUCUCCUCCCUCUGCUCGCGUCGAGGCUGGCGAUUGGGUCCCGAAUUUUGGGUUCAGCACUAGUCGCUCGCGCUCGGCCCACUGUACUUUGUCGUGCUCUCUUUUUCUCUCGCUCGGCUCGGCCUCAUCCUGCGCUCGGCUUCUCUUAAACUCUCGGCUCCUCUCGAGGCUCAGCACUUGUGAGCUCUGCGGUGGGGUGCUAGCUGCCUGCAUUCGGGUGGUCAGUGGCUCGGUCCACCAGCCAGCCUCGCUCGUCAGGUCCCGUUUCUUCUCGAGGUGUGGUUCUGUGAGUUGUGCACGAUCCGGUGUUGCGCUCUUCUCGUCUCGCGAAGGAAGAGUGGCAAGGAGAAGAAGAGGAGGACGGAGGAGCUAGUGCUGCGGUUCACACGUCUAGGUUGCUUGCUUGCUCGUUCGCCAAGAGGUCGUGAAGAAGCUGUGGGCGAUGAGCAUUGAAGCGACAGUUUGACUUGGCUCGAGAGUGUUUUCUUUGAGGCGUUCGGAGUGUGUGCGGAACGCGAGAGUGGAGUAGGCUCCUUGCAAGGAGUUUUGGAGAGGCGAGAGUGAGGUCGCUAGCGCCGUAGGCUUUGGUGGCGGAUUCGAUCAAUCUUUUCAGGUGGUAAAGUGCGUCGUGAGAAUUUAGUCGAGAGAAUGCCUGGGACCGUGAUUCCGAAGGGCGUUGACAGGAUUAUGAGGAGGGUGCAAAGUCUGACCAGGAAGAGCCCUCCCACCGAGACCCAUUCGGACGGGGAGUACUCGAGCACGAAUAAGCUGAAAUCGAGCAAGAGCUCGAGAAAAUUCAGCGCCUUCGCCGUGAGCAGGUCCAAAUCGAUGUCACGAAUGGACGCCCUGCCCGGGGACAUCCCGCAGGGGUGCCUGGCCGUGUACGUGGGGCAGGAGAGAAAGCGCUUCGUCAUCAGCACGAAGUAUCUGAGCCACGAGCUCUUCAAGGGCCUCCUGAAGCGAUCCGAGGAGGAGUUCGGGUUCAAUCACCAGGGCGGGCUCACAAUUGCCUGCGAUCCCGUGCUCUUCGAGCACCUUCUGUGGCUCAUCGGCACCGACAACCCCGCCGCUCGCACCACCAAGCUCGAGGAGCUGCUGGACUUCUACGCAUUCUGAGCACGAAUCGAUCGACACCACUCCAUCCCCAGCAGCAGCAGCUGCAGCUGCACUCCAUCAAUCCUUCUGAAGAGCUUUCCACUCUCCUCUACUCUACAUUCAUACGGAUCUCGGCCAUUUUUUUCCCGACGGCGGCACAGCCUGCGACGGCGCCCGGACGCCGGCGGGGUUCUUUUCUUGUGAAUUGUUCUAUCGGCUUCCGUUUCCCGACUUUUUGCGCACGACGGCGGGCGGACGGCCACGACGGAGUCCAGCAACCCUACUACCCUUACGGAGAUGAAUCGCCAGUACGAGAGCCGGUUCUUCUUAUGCCGGAUACAGAUUGUAUAGUAUCUAAAGUAGUACGAUAGGAGCCUUUAAAAGAUGCGGGAGCUGUCAGCCGGUCGCCAAUGUAAAGGACAGCGCUCCCGUGGCCCAUCGGCGGCAGUCUCAAGAGCUGUGAUAGAAAGUUAGGCCGGAAUCUGCCGCCGGUGGCCAACGUGUAUAUUAGCUUUACUUGCCGGGCAGUCAUAUUAUGGGUCGUGAACCCUCCGGAGCCCUCUACAGAGAGACAGCGUUCCGACCCGCAACGAGGGUCGUCGGACGGCGCACCGGGCCUGCCCCACGCAACCACAGUCGGCGCCCGGUCGCUUCCGCAGAACCCCGAGCUUUACAACCAUGUACCAUAUCAAUGUCUGCACUUAACGAUGUGAACAAAGUUUGGGUUCCUUAUCAACGCC
This is a messenger RNA of Marchantia polymorpha subsp. ruderalis, 1932 nucleotides long. Lineage: Eukaryota; Viridiplantae; Streptophyta; Marchantiopsida; Marchantiales; Marchantiaceae. The record is from the annotation of a GenBank genome assembly.